Macrosiphum euphorbiae (potato aphid) is the source of this 357-nucleotide messenger RNA. The record is from the annotation of a GenBank genome assembly. NCBI's taxonomy places the organism in Eukaryota, Metazoa, Arthropoda, Insecta, Hemiptera, Aphididae.
AUGUCUAUACCGGAGCGGGAUGAAACAAAUACUCAGGUAAACCGGUUAGACCGUUGGCGUCGCGUUCAACAAUUCUCACAAAUUUUGUGGAAACGUUGGAGUCGAGAGUAUUUGCAUCAAUUGCAAGAGAGGUCAAGAUGGGCUAGUGAAAAGGGACCCAAAGUGGAUAUCGGCAGUGUAGUUUUAAUUAGUGAAGAUAAUCUGCCACCCUUACGGUGGAAAAUCGGACGAGUGAGAGAGGUGACACGGGGAAGUGACAACAUCAUUCGUACCGCGGUAGUAAAAACGGUUGAUGGCGAGUUAACCCGGGCAGUGCGUAAGCUGUGUCCACUACCAUUCGAAGGCAAUGAUGGUUAA